CGUACCAUUCGCGUCGCGUCUGCGAAUUCUGUGAACGGUACAAAUUCAAUGAAAUAAGAAUAGAAUACUGAUUAAUUUUGCAAGUUUAGUAACAAUGCCUUUGCCACCAUUAUUAGCUGCGCGCUUAGCGAAAAGGGGCAUACUCAAGCCUAACUCCAAUGUAGAAACAACAAACGAGAAUCCUGUCCCACAAGUGAAUGAAGAGAUAAUAGCAGAAAACUACGAUAAUAAACCAGAAGAUCAGGCAAACAAAGAACAAUUUUGGGAAGGUAUAGAAGGUGUUAAUGUAGAUCCAAUUAAGGGUCAUAAAGGAUGUCCAAAUAAAAACAAUAUUUACCACGAAUGUUCAAUCUUUUGCGUGAAAAAUUGGAAGCAAGGAAAGGUAGUUCCAGACGAUGUAUAUUUGGAGAAUAAGCGAAAGGUUUUAGAGGUGUGGCCAUUACCAUCUGGUUGGGAGGAAAUAUAUGACCCUGGACUUGGGCAACACUAUUUCUGGAAUGUCCACAAUAAUCUCGUGUCUUGGCUACCACCUGCACAUCCGAAAGCUAAUCCCACAGAGAGUGCAGCACAUCUGCGAGAAGAGAGACUGUUGAAGGAAGGUGAUGAAAGUGAUGAUAGUAGUGAGGCUUCCGACCAAGAAGUACCACAGCAACCAACUAAAGAAAAACGUCGCGAUAAACGAGAGAAGGAUAAACCAAUGGUCCAUCAUCGAGAUAAGGGUAGAUCCAGAGUUAAGGAUAAUGAUUUAGAUCCAAUGGACCCUGCGGCAUACUCUGACAUUUCUCGAGGCAGUUGGAGCGCUGGACUAGACUCACAGACUAAGACUGGUGUUGACACAACUGCUUCAGGUUCACUGUACCAAAUGAGACCUUAUCCUGCACCAGGAGCUAUUCUGGCUGCCAAUGCCAAAAAUCAACCACCCCCAUCUCCCUAGUUACUUUUAUAUUUCAUAAUGAAUAAAUGUAUGACUGUA
Molecule: messenger RNA, 973 nt
Organism: Leguminivora glycinivorella
Lineage: Eukaryota; Metazoa; Arthropoda; Insecta; Lepidoptera; Tortricidae
Gene: PQBP1
Product: polyglutamine-binding protein 1
Exons: 1
Coding region: 95-934 (279 amino acids)
Biological process (GO): alternative mRNA splicing, via spliceosome
Cellular component (GO): nuclear body; cytoplasm
Molecular function (GO): protein binding; ribonucleoprotein complex binding
Source: RefSeq, a predicted model, not a curated record